This is a messenger RNA of Mercenaria mercenaria, 1278 nucleotides long. RefSeq lists its product as uncharacterized. The coding region runs from base 58 to 936 and encodes 292 amino acids. The transcript has 3 exons. Lineage: Eukaryota; Metazoa; Mollusca; Bivalvia; Venerida; Veneridae. The record is from RefSeq and is a predicted model, not a curated record.
UACACAUUGCUGGCAACUCAUAUAGUUUUAAUAGCUGGUGCUUAGCAGCUUUCUAUAAUGUUCUUUGCGGAAGUUAUAAUUGUGCUGGUAGCGUUUCAUGGUGUAAAUUGUGAAGAACAAAAGCGACUUGUUUUUCACAGCAGCGAAGACAUUGCGUUGGAGUUCAAGACAUUACGCCAGGAAAUAGAAGCUCUUAAAGUAAAUCACACAAACGACAUACAAAUGCUCCAGAGUUCACACGCACAAGAAAUACAAAUGCUCCAGAGUUCACACGCACAAGCAAUACAGUCGCUCAACAGUACACAAGCACAAGAAGUGCAAGCACUCAAGUCUACGCAAGUGAAAGAAUUAGCAGCCCUAAAAACAGAAAUUUCAGUAUUGAAGAAUGGUCAAGGAUCGACGUAUGUGAGAUGGGGUAAAACAAUGUGUGAUGGUAAUGGAACAGAGAAGGUGUAUUCAGGAUUUACCUCAGGAUCACCAUAUGAUGUCGAAGGUGCUGCGAGCUACGUCUGUCUCCCACAACAUCCUACUUGGGCAAAAUAUAAAGAUGGCAUACAAAACAUAGGUGGUGAAAUAUCUGGCACAGAGUCUGAGAUAUCUUCAAUUAUGAACACAUUUUCUCAAAACAUUAACAAUCAAGAUGCACCUUGCGUAGUGUGUCGAAGUCCAAGACCAACAACUGUCAUGAUACCAGGAAGGAAAGACUGCUACCCGAGCUGGGCACAAGAAUACACGGGGUAUCUUAUGACUGGUUACACUGGUUACAAAGGUGGUUCUGACUAUGCAUGUGUUGACGUUGACCCAGAAGCUGUUUAUCACGGAGAAGCUGACCAAAACGGCAAGCUACUCCAUCUUACAGAAGUUAAGUGUGGAUCUCUGCCGUGCCAGGAGUACCCGGACGGACGUGAACUGGCGUGUGUUGUUUGUUCGAAAUAGUUUGAAGGAAAUAAAAUAACUCUUUACUUCACGUAUUUAGACUUGCACUCACUUAACAUAUUCUCUCCAAAGAAACUAGUGUAAAAAAAUACACAAUACAAGAAGGAUAUGCUCCCAAAAUCUUAAUUGGGAUCAGGAUAUGAGAAAAACAUUUGAAAAUAAAUGCGUCUAUUUGACCAUCUGUCUUAAUCACUAUGCGUGUAUGUCUGUUUCCUCAAUACAACACUGAAAUUAUCUGAAAUUUUCACUGUGUCGUAACAAAAAAAAAAUGUAAGCCAUUAUAUUGUUCCAUUGCACCAUAACUUUAUGAAUGUAUGAUAAAAGAGACGACUUUAACAUCGA